AUGUCUCUCCCCGCAGGUCAGGGAAUCCUCCACCUCCAACUCCCCUCCUCCCAACCGGAACGCAUCUAUCACGCCCGCCGCGCGCAUCGGAAAUCCCGCAAUGGAUGCUCCAAGUGUAAACAACGCCGAGUCAAGUGUGACGAAUCGAAACCCCACUGCCUCCGCUGCCAGAAGCUCAACCUGGACUGUAGCUAUGAACCCAGCAGCAGCAGCAGCAGCAGCAGCAGCAGCACGGACCCUGAGAAAACAAUGACCCGGUUCCUGACCAGCUCGCCAGACUCCAGAGCAUACAACCUAGCACAAAAUGCCGUAGGCACCCAGCUCCACGACCUCCUGCAGCUACCGCAGGGAGCCUCGCCCUCUAUCCGCGUCGAGGCCCUGCAUCACUUUUAUGGUCUCUCCGACCCGGCCCUCGGACCACAAGCCCCGCAAGCCGAGUAUCAAAGACGGGUGAUCCAGCUCGGAUUCGAG
Molecule: messenger RNA, 471 nt
Organism: Aspergillus aculeatinus CBS 121060
Lineage: Eukaryota; Fungi; Ascomycota; Eurotiomycetes; Eurotiales; Aspergillaceae
Product: Zn(II)2Cys6 transcription factor domain-containing protein
Exons: 2
Biological process (GO): regulation of transcription by RNA polymerase II
Molecular function (GO): zinc ion binding; DNA-binding transcription factor activity, RNA polymerase II-specific
Source: RefSeq, a predicted model, not a curated record